UCCCCGUAGUAAGGUCCGAACAGUUGGGUUCGGUGUGUCCGGUCCGGGGCGCUGUUGGGCUGGAUUUCAUGGUUGGAGACUCAUCUUUGGAGCCACAUUCUCUCUUUCAUUACUUUCUCCCCUGAUCCGCAGUGUUUGUUGAGCGUCUGCCCGACUGGACUUGCUUCAUCAUGGCCGUCUGAAUUCAGACCCGAAUCCCAAUCUGAUCCCCUUUUUCUCAAUCAACCAUCCCGAUCGCUCUGGGAAUCAUUUCUUUGGGAUUUUACUUCAUUUGUGCGCCAAUGUUCAAACAUGCAGCCUCCGCCAAGAAAGGUAAAAGUGACACAGGAACUGAAGAACACGCAUACGGAGCAGCUCGGCCGCCUGCAUCUCAAACACCAGACAGAAUGUGAUUUAUUGGAAGAUAUGAGAACCUACAGCCAGAAAAAGGCCACACUGGAGAGAGAUUACGCGCAGGCCCUGCAGAAGUUGGCGAGUCAGUAUUUGAAGAGGGACUGGCCUGGGAUCAAACCAGACGACCAGAGGACCGAUUACAGGAAUGUGUAUGGAGUGUGGCGGGCUUAUCUUGAAGGCACCGUGCAGGUGACCCAGUCUCGACUCAACGUCUGCGAGAACUAUAAGAACGAGAUCUCGGACCCCGCCAAAACUUUACGCCUCUACAAAGAACAGCAGCUGAAAAAGUGCAUUGAGCAGCUGGGUCGCAUCCAGGCAGAGCUCCAGGAUUCAGUGAAGGAUCUGGCCAAGUCCAAAAAGAAAUACUUUGAGCUGGAGCAGAUGGCGCAGACUGUGCGAGAAAAGGCCGACAUUGAGUCCAAGUCGAAGCUGGGUCUGUUCCAGUCCAGGAUAAGUUUACAGAAGGCCAGUGUGAAGUUGAAAGCGAAGAGGAGUGAUUGUAACUCCAAAGCAACGCACGCGAGGAACGAGUAUCUUCUCACAUUGGCGGCCGCUAACGCACAUCACGACCGCUAUUACCAGACCGACCUGGCCUCCUGCAUCAAGGGUCUGGAGGGGAACGUAUACGAUCAUGUGAAGGAUUAUCUGAUAUCCUUUUGUCGGACGGAGCUGGAAGCGUUUCAAGCCGUCCACAGCACCUUCCAGUUCCUGCUGGAGAAGUCCAGUCGAGUGAUGCAGGACUUCAACCAGCAGCUGUUCCUGCAGGAGAACCCGGUGUUUCACAAAGCACAAGACUUCCAGUUCCAGCCCAGCGAUAGCGAUACGAGUCGACAGCUGGAAUCAGAGACAGGAACCACCGAAGAACACAGUCUCAACAAAGAGGCGAGGAAAUGGGCCACACGUGUGGCUCGCGAACACAAGAACAUCAUCCAUUACAAACGGGCUCUAGAGGAAUGUGAGACGCUCGGGACUCCGCCCACGGAACAGAGCCGGAAUGAGCUGGAAUUCCGAAUAGAGGAGGCCAAGGAGAACAUCCGCAAAGCAGAGACUCUGAAGCUGAAAGCAGAAGCGCGUCUGGACCUCCUGCGGCAGGUGGGUGUUUCUGUGGACACGUGGCUGAAGAGUGCCAUGAACCAGGUGAUGGAGGAGCUGGAGAACGAGCGCUGGGCGACGCUGCCCACCCUCACCACACACAACCUCUCUCUGUCGACCACGGUGGAUUUGGAUCGAGAGGAAGGAGAAGAAUUAGAAGAGAACAUGGAGACGUACGACGACAGCAGCUCGAGUCCGUCAGGAACCCUGAGGAACUAUCCGCUCACCUGCAAGGUGCUCUACUCUUACAAGGCCUCUCAGCCCGAUGAACUAACCAUCGACGAGCAGGAGAUGUUGGAUGUUAUAGAAGACGGAGACAUGGAGGACUGGGUGAAGGCGCGGAAUAAGUCCGGUCAGGUGGGCUACGUCCCAGAGAAGUACCUGCAGUUCCCAACAUCCAACAGCGUCCUGAGCAUGCUCCAGUCCCUCGCUGCUCUGGACGCACGCUCACACUCCUCCAGCAACUCCACGGAGCCUGAGCUGGCAUCAGGCAGCUUCAACGGAGACAGCAGCAUGAGUUUUGUUAAGGCCAUGUACGACUACGAGGGUCAGACAGGUGACGAGCUGUCAUUCCCAGAGGGAGCCAUCAUCCGCAUCCUCAACAAGGACAACCAGGAGGACGACGGCUUCUGGGAGGGCGAGUUUAACGGUCGAGUGGGCGUCUUCCCGUCCGUGCUGGUGGAGGACCUGACCGCCUCAGAGAACGGAGACGCUCACUGGGGAACAGACACACAGGUGUCCCCGUGCCAAAGGCUUCAUUCGUCUCUUCCUCCUCUGCCUCUGUAUGAUCAGCCGCCCUGUAGUCCCUACACGAGUCCUGAGACCAGCAGCGGCGCCUCGCUGCCCCGCUCACCAUCUGUCAACGGAGAACACAAACUGCAGAAAGCCACCGUUCAUAAUCACAAUUCCAGCUUGAGUCCAGAGAGCCCAGGCUUCUCUCAGCCGCUGAGACUCACUCCGGACGGAUCCGGCCCCGGAAAACUCAGACCUGUUCGGGCGGCACCUCCUCCUCCAAAGCAGCAUUCGCGCAGACAGGUGGAGAAAACAGAAGAGGUGGAGAUCACGCUGGUGUAGAGCGCCGCCCUACUGGACUGAGAACAAGCCCCAUCUGACCUCUAACUCCUCCCACUCCUCAUGGAAGGGGCGGGGCAUGUGUAUACCCGCCCUAUGAGCAUCCUUAGAUCCCGAAGGGCGGAGAACAGCAUCUCAAAGGCAUCCCUUUUCUUAAAAACGAACACCUCUUUUGGCGUCACAGACUGUUUGGUGCCUUAAACCGCUUUCAUGCCAAACUCUAAUCCUUGUAUUCGUAAUUAUGUUAUCUUGCAACGGGAGCUUGUUUAAAACUUUGUUAAUCUACUCAAUGCCAGUUCAAUUUUGCAAAAUUGAGGUUGAUGUAAGUGUGUGUCUAAAAACGUAGAAAGGAAUCAAGGUAAACCGAGAGUUUUAAAGAGCCUACACUUGCAUAUCCAUCUCUUCAGCAGCUUUUAAAGAGCCAAACAUGCAAUACUAGGAAUUGUGGGAGUGAAAAAGGGGUCAGCCACGAAUAGUCCUACCAUUUCCAUAUCUCUUAUGUAAUAGCACAGUACAUUACUGUCAUCAUAGGAAUGUUAAAUUCACGUUAAACAUUGCGGAUCACAACGGAGAAAGGGAACUGUACAUAAAAGGCUACAAGGAAAAAGAGGAGAACGAGAGUUAAAAAGAGAGGAAGGCUGGUUACUUCACUCUUUUUUUUCUCAUCCGUUUUAGCUUCUUUCUGUCUUAUGUUGAUCUGAGAAAAGUAAUAACAACGUAGCUAUAUCCUUUUCCACAAAUGUUCAUUAUGAAGACCAGUGUUUGUAUCUAUUACUAAUAUUUAGUCCUCAGAAACACGCGACCUAAAGACGCGUCUGUGAGCGUGAGGGGGCGAAUAUUCUGCGUCUGUUCAGGCAGAACGUAAUCGUGGAAAUGUACCGAUCAAAAUACAAGUAUAAGUUAAAAUGCUUUUCCAGCCUAAUGCAUUUCUCAUUGUCAUGUGUCGGCUCUGUAGAGGACUGAACGGUUGGGCUGUGUUUCUUUUAUUGCAGUAUUUAGGGUGAAUGCGAUGGGAAAGACUCCCUCCAACAAGCACAGAAAAGGUGGAUCAUCAUGGAGAUUUUUCUUUUUAACUAUUGCAGACGAACGCAAACCUAUUAGCGUGUCCUAAGUGCAUUUCCUCCCUACAAGGGGCUGCUAUGUUUUAUUUAUAUAUAUGUAUAUAUAUAAUAUACAUAUAUAAAGUUUCUUUGUCUUUUUUUGCAGUUGAAGAGACCGUUCAUCUUAAAUAAGCAAUGGCUUAUUUCAUUAAUUUCCACAGUAUUUUCAUGCAUAUCUUGAUAUUUUUAAGAUUUUUUUUAAUGUCCUUGUGUCCCAGCUGCCCUCUUUUGGAUAAUGAAGCUGCCCAGCGUCGUUAUUGAUCUCGUGAGUGUGACUGAUUGUAGUUUUCCCAUAACAUUUGCAAGAGAACAGAGUUAUUAUGUUGAUUCCAUAUGAAUUUGUUUUUUUUUUUAAACCAAUUUUGUGAAAUGGUACCAUAGUUCUGUUAAGCAAGAACUGGGUCAUUUGGAAAAGAAUGUGUGUGAGACAUGGGAGGAAAAAAAUAACGUUUGUUUGGUAGCCUUUUUUUAAUCCGAGCGGAAGAUGUUUGAGUAUCUUCCCUUUGUUUCUAUUUACCUCUGUCACAACCUAUUUUCUUGUUGAUCUCGUUGAGAUCUUUUGAAUGUUAUCAAACUUGUUUUGAAGUUUAUGGUUAGUGGUUAAAGCCCAUUGUGUCAAAAACUGUUCUCGCCUAUGAAACGAACGCAAAUUUUGAUAUUUUAAUUUGCAUUUUUAAAUUGCGCUCCCAGUUUUCUCGGCCAGUUUCAACUCUUUGGAGCUUCUUCAAUAGCAUUAGCCGCAUAUUCAAGUUGUUUUUAUUUCUACAAAGAUUUUAUUUGCAUUUAUUAAAAUUUGAAGGGAUUCUGAGCUGCUAGACAGGUGGAAUAACAACAAUUGACUGUUGCUGCAGUGACAAUAUUAGAGAACAGGUGAAAAAUAUUCUUUCUGCAUAUUAUUAGCUGUAAAAUUAUUUGUAUUUAUUGUGUACAAAUGUUAAAUAAAAAAUUGGGGAAAGUG
This is a messenger RNA of Carassius auratus (goldfish), 4614 nucleotides long. It is a transcript of the gene fchsd2, whose product is annotated as FCH and double SH3 domains 2. Lineage: Eukaryota; Metazoa; Chordata; Actinopteri; Cypriniformes; Cyprinidae. Gene Ontology annotation, molecular function: protein binding. Gene Ontology annotation, biological process: regulation of actin filament polymerization; neuromuscular synaptic transmission. Bases 292 to 2559 code for a protein of 755 amino acids. The record is from RefSeq and is a predicted model, not a curated record. The transcript is spliced from 20 exons. Gene Ontology annotation, cellular component: recycling endosome; neuromuscular junction.